AUGUGGUUCCUUCUUCCGUUUGCGUUUAUCUUCCCCAUCGUCCAAGCCGGUUUGUUUUCUUCUUUGAACUUUUCGUCAGAAAGAACCAUUCAAGCCCAAUUAAUCCUUGUUUUCCUUGAUAUCUUAUUGCAAUCAUCAAUUACAGAUACCUGUGACCUGAACAAGGAGCCCAAAACCUGGGCUUCAAUUUAUGCUCACAACGUCGUCACAUAUGCCAUUCAGGCGCCGGCUGGAUAUCCGGACUUCACUUUUUGUUACGAGGUCUUUCUCAGUUGAAAAAUUUCUGACCUCAGCUCUUAGUGUGACUUCUGAAUGAGACUAGUCUCCCUAUUUUUAAUUUUAUACGUUAAUUCCAAAACCGCUUUUAAUUGAAGCCCUAUACCUCAGUAAAAAAGCUACGGGCUCUCAAAAGUCGAAAAGGCUCAGAAUCAGCUCAUUUUAGUGGGUAAAGAGAUCGUGUCAUCAUGGUAACGAGGUACUAUUUCUUUUGCAACUUGAGAAAACGAGUUCAGAAUGACGUCUCGAGCAAAACAAUCACAGUUCAUUCGCAUGUUCACAUCGCCCGAAAUAAUAUGGUCUACAACGACACCGUCACUCCUGCACGUCCCAGUAAGUCUUUUUGAGAAUUUUAGAAAGAAACUAACUUCAAGGAUUUAUUUCAAUCCAAAAAAUUCUGAUAGAAAAAGUGAGCGCAUUGCCGAAAAGACUUAACCUAUUAUACGUUUUUUAGUUUUCCCACUGAGACCUCUCAAAAAUAGACGAGAGUAAUGAUUGAAUCAUCUGCAGGCGUCUCCAACUGCGCCAACUUCAAUCCGCAGCUCGUUUACUGCAAAAAUCACUGCGCUGACACGGUCAUUUUGAAGAGGAUGAUCGAUAUUGCGGUCAACAACAGCGUGCCUUCGGCGAUUUCCAGCGGGGUCAGGCAAAGAUCUUUGACAUGUGAAGUGCAAAAAAAAUGAUUAUUCGAUUAAAAUUGUACAGAGACAAUUUUGAGACGCUCGAAACUCCCCAAAAAAAUUUAGAGUUUUUAAGAAGAAAAUAGAUCCCUCUCUUUUUUUCCUUUAAUGGUACAUUCAAUCUUUCUCGGCUUGGAAGAUGAAGCGGGUAGAUUGAUAAGAGUGAAGCGUUGCGUGCGCGUCGCGGCUCUUGACGAAGAAGUUAAAUUUUAAGAUCUUUAUUCAACUAAACUUUUUCAAAUCCAUACAAAAAAUUUAAAAAAAAGGAACAAAACAGGUGACUCGCCGCCAAAAGAGGCGUCGCAGACGAACCGCUUCCCGCUGCCAAUCUACCCAUCUUACUUUUCAAGUCGGGGAAACUGGCUGUAUUUUUCAAAGUUUGAAGUACCAGAAUUUGACUAGAGCGCAAAAGACGCAUUUUUCAGUUACUUCAAGAAAGUUGCAUCAUUUAUUGCACUACUUUUUACACGUCCUUUUGGAAUUUAUAUGACCAGAGCAUUCAGAUUUACCAUGACAUGGACGAUCCGUAUGAUUGGACUGUUUCCACGUUUGAAGUGGACCCUUCAGCUAACGCUAAGAUAGACUACGAAUAUUACAACGAUCGACGCUUUUGUGCGGUUCAACUCAAGGUGCAAGACAAAAAGAUAGUUGGAUCAUUAAAAGUUAAACAUUUCAGGCGAACAACACUCCUUACUCGCUACUCAUAGUCGCAGCUGAAUAUUACCUAUACUAA
Molecule: messenger RNA, 1689 nt
Organism: Caenorhabditis auriculariae
Lineage: Eukaryota; Metazoa; Nematoda; Chromadorea; Rhabditida; Rhabditidae
Source: the annotation of a GenBank genome assembly